Messenger RNA from Parathielavia appendiculata, 1008 nucleotides. RefSeq lists its product as uncharacterized. The coding region runs from base 223 to 723 and encodes 166 amino acids. NCBI's taxonomy places the organism in Eukaryota, Fungi, Ascomycota, Sordariomycetes, Sordariales, Chaetomiaceae. The record is from RefSeq and is a predicted model, not a curated record. The transcript has 2 exons.
CCCAAAGUGGGUAUAAGUGGGCCGUAGCAAGCCACAACACUGGCCCGCAGUCGAAGGCAUGGAUGAGCCCGGUAGACUUUUCGAGUGUUGAAAGAGUAUUUUUUUCACCGUUCUCUCUUCGCCUGCGAUCUUUACAACCGAAAGGUUUUCCCUCCUCUAGCAGAUACCAGGCGACCAUUACUACAGCGAACAGCGAGCAGCGAGCAAGCGAGAGGCUUCACCAUGUCGGCAAUGCGGAAGCACAACGUCACGACCUUCCCUCGUCCGCCAAUUGUGGAGAGGACGAACCGUCACAUCCAGAUCAAGUGGCAUGGCCAGCUAUUAGCCGACUGCCCGCCGGGCGAGGCUUACUGGGUGCUCGAGGCCCAUCACGCUCCAGUCUACUACAUCCCGCCCCAACGAGUCCGGUUGCCCCUCUCGACCACACCUCGGUCGACCUUCUCUGAGUUCCAUGGCGCCGCCACAUACUAUGCCAUCAUGAGCCCCAUCUCGGCCGCCGAGAUCAUCCACAACCGCAUCUGGUCGUACAACGAGCCGCCCAAGGAGUACGAGGCUAUCAAGGGCUAUCUCGCCUUUUAUGUCGGGCCCUGGGAGUGCUAUGUUGACAACGAGAGGGCCCACGCGCCGCCGGGCGACUACUACGGCGGCUGGGUCACGAGUGAUAUCGAAGGCCUCGUAAAGCCACCUCACCAGUGGGGAACCGGUUGGGACGCUGUCUUCUAGGGUGGUGAUUGGGGAGAGAAGGAGGGGAGGCAAAUUUUCACACACCGCCGCCGCUAUCUCUGGAGAUAGCUCGGGGCGGUCAGCAUGUUCGGUGUCUGAGGCGUUGGGAAACGGUCCAUAACACAUCGGGGGGGCAUUGGGCUAGGGCGAGGUACAGUGAUAGACGGAAUCGGAGUAGAAAAAGUGUUUUUUUUGUGUCCACAGUUUGAAACAUUCGGUGGGAUGAGCUGUGAUCCCGUGAGCAAGUUGUCUGGCGGGUUCUUGAUAGCCAGCGAGUUGCCGAAC